This is a messenger RNA of Exophiala xenobiotica, 993 nucleotides long. RefSeq lists its product as uncharacterized. The coding region runs from base 1 to 993 and encodes 330 amino acids. The transcript has a single exon. NCBI's taxonomy places the organism in Eukaryota, Fungi, Ascomycota, Eurotiomycetes, Chaetothyriales, Herpotrichiellaceae. The record is from RefSeq and is a predicted model, not a curated record. Gene Ontology annotation, molecular function: oxidoreductase activity, acting on the CH-OH group of donors, NAD or NADP as acceptor.
AUGGGUGAGCCAGCGCCAGAAAGAUUCCUUGGUAACCAGCAUGACUGCCAAUACGCUUCUGAUCCUCGCAAGAACAAAGAUCUGGCUGCUUCGCAAAAUGGUCGUCAUGUUCUUAUUGCUGGUGCCGGGCGCGGCAUUGGGCGAGCGACUGCGGAGUUCUUCGCCCAUACAGAGGCCAAAUCUCUCAGCCUGAUGGCAUUGGAGGCUGCCGAAGUGGAGGAAACGGCUAAGUUGUGCAAGGAAAUCAAUCCGAACCUCACAACCAAGACGGCUGCAUUUGAUGUGAGGGACUAUGCCAAAGUGCAAAAAUUUGUCGAAGAUGUCGACAAAGAAUUUGGCAGGAUUGAUGUUCUGUUCAUGAAUGCUGGUCGGCCACCUCAGUGGUUAGCAACACACGAAUCAGACCCACAAAUCUGGUGGGAUACCGUUGCCAUAUCCCUCCAGGGAGCUUUCAAUUUCAGUCGAGCCGUCAUUCCCACCAUGCGAAGGGAGAACGGCGGAAGCAUCAUCUUCACCGCCAGUGCGGGUGCACACGUCAACAAAGGGAUGACCAGCUAUAUGCUUGGAAAGCUAGGCAUGGUCCGGCUUUGUGAAGCGUUGCAUUUCGAAAACAAGGAUUCUGGCAUCAAGACGUUCGCCAUUCAUCCAGGAGCGAUUAAAACCCGAUUUUAUACCGACUUCAAAGAAGCGGCAGAAGGGAACAUCAAGCCAGAUAGCUAUGUGUCGCAAACACUAGAGGGCGAAAAGAAGUCAGCAGAGACUGCUGUCCACUUUUUCAAGGAGGUAUCCUGGGAUACUCCACAGAUGGCUGCUGGGAUGGUAGUUGCCCUUGCCAGCGGAAAGAUGGAUUUCAUGUCGGGCAGAUAUGUGGAUUGUUCCAGGAAGGUUGACGAGUAUAUUGCGGACAAGGAGAAGAUAAGGUCGAAAGAUUUGCAUCGGGUGAAGCUGAUAGCAGAUGAGAACUGGUUCAUACCUUCGCCUGAGGUAGAGUAG